Molecule: messenger RNA, 1075 nt
Organism: Rattus norvegicus (Norway rat)
Lineage: Eukaryota; Metazoa; Chordata; Mammalia; Rodentia; Muridae
Gene: Ngf
Product: nerve growth factor
Exons: 3
Coding region: 183-908 (241 amino acids)
Biological process (GO): positive regulation of cell differentiation; nervous system development
Cellular component (GO): extracellular region; endosome lumen
Molecular function (GO): signaling receptor binding
Source: RefSeq, marked validated
AGAGAGCGCCUGGAGCCGAAGGGGAGCGCAUCGCUCUCCUUCACAGAGUUUUGGCCUGUGGUCGUGCAGUCCAGGGGGCUGGAUGGCAUGCUGGACCCAAGCUCACCUCAGUGUCUGGGCCCAAUAAAGGCUUUGCCAAGGACGCAGCUUUCUAUCCUGGCCACUCUGAGGUGCAUAGCGUAAUGUCCAUGUUGUUCUACACUCUGAUCACAGCGUUUUUGAUCGGCGUACAGGCAGAACCGUACACAGAUAGCAAUGUCCCAGAGGGAGACUCUGUCCCUGAAGCCCACUGGACUAAACUUCAGCAUUCCCUUGACACAGCCCUCCGCAGAGCCCGCAGUGCCCCUGCUGAACCAAUAGCUGCCCGUGUGACAGGGCAGACCCGCAACAUCACUGUGGACCCCAAACUGUUUAAGAAACGGAGACUCCGUUCACCCCGCGUGCUGUUUAGCACCCAGCCUCCACCCACCUCUUCGGACACUCUGGAUUUAGACUUCCAGGCCCAUGGUACAAUCUCCUUCAACAGGACUCACAGGAGCAAGCGCUCAUCCACCCACCCAGUCUUCCACAUGGGGGAGUUUUCAGUGUGUGACAGUGUCAGUGUGUGGGUUGGAGAUAAGACCACAGCCACGGACAUCAAGGGCAAGGAGGUGACAGUGCUGGGCGAGGUGAACAUUAACAACAGUGUAUUCAAACAGUAUUUUUUUGAGACCAAGUGCCGAGCCCCGAAUCCUGUAGAGAGUGGAUGCCGGGGCAUUGACUCCAAGCACUGGAACUCAUACUGCACCACGACUCACACCUUUGUCAAGGCGUUGACAACAGACGACAAACAGGCUGCCUGGAGGUUCAUCAGGAUAGAUACAGCCUGCGUGUGUGUGCUCAGCAGGAAGGCUGCAAGAAGAGGCUGACUUGCCUGCAGCCCCCUUCCCCACCUGCCCCCUCCACACUCUCCUGGGCCCCUCCCUACCUCAGCCUGUAAAUUAUUUUAAAUUAUAAGGACUGCAUGAUAAUUUAUCGUUUAUACAAUUUUAAAGUCAUUAUUUAUUAAAUUUUCAAAGCAUCCUGUGUACCCACA